This is a messenger RNA of Durusdinium trenchii, 1210 nucleotides long. The record is from the annotation of a GenBank genome assembly. Lineage: Eukaryota; Dinophyceae; Suessiales; Symbiodiniaceae.
CUCCAUACGUCUCGUAUCUCAUUCCCGAUUCCAUUUUUGCCAUGUCGGUGGAUAAGACCAUCUCAAUUGUAUCCACAACAUCUCGUGGGUCAUCUGUCAUUGAAGAGAGUUACACGGUGGUGAGGAGUCUGGGUUCCGGAGAAUUUGGACAAGUGAAAGAAGUGAAGAAGAAGACCGGUGGAGGCAAGCGAUUUGCAUGGAAGCAAGUCUCCUUAGAAAAGGACCCUUACUGUGAGAAUGAGGUGCACUUGCUUGGCCAGUUGAAGCAUGAGGGCAUCGUCAGGAUCUACGACGCGUACUUUAGAGAUGGAGUUGUACUGGAUAUGGUGCUGGAGCUAUGCCCAAAGGGGAGCAUGAAGGAGUACAUUCAAUCAAACUACGAGAUGUUUCCGACCAGUUACCCCAACAAGGUCUACAUCCGACCAGACUGCAUUGACAUCCAAUCGGCCAUGAGACAGGUCUUGGAUGCGGUGAAGUUCCUUCAUGCGAACUGCGUGGCACAUCGGGAUAUCAAGCCUGGCAAUGUGCUUUUAGCCUCUGGUCAGCGCUGGAAGCUGGCGGAUUUCAAUCUCUCGACCAACUUCCAACCCGGUGGCUAUAUGGUGGACCAUGUUGGCACCAGGCCUUUCAAGGCUCCCGAAGUCCCAAACAAGUGCUACACGGAGAAGUGCGACAUCUAUAGCAUGGGAAUCCUGUUCAUCGCCCUAGUGACCGGGCGGAACUACUGGCGCCCGGAGGAUCGACCAGAGUCCGCAAGCGGAGACGGGUGGCUCAUGGCCCAAGCUGAGAUCUUGGAUGAGAAGGUCUCAUGGCACGGAAGAGAGUUCGGCGCCAAAGCACUGAGUUUCGCGAAGGCGAUGAUGCAAACACCGGAAAGUAACCGCUACAGUGCUGAAGAAGCCCUGGAAAAUGAGUGGUUAACCUCCGUAUCUGGACAUUCUUGUUGUGUGAUCAGCUGAUGGGUGCGCGAACCACAACCAAAUGCCAAUGUGUUGGACUCCCAAUCGGUGGGCACAUUGUCACAGAGAAUCCGUGAUUGGGACUCUUACCCAGCAUUUUUUUCCAAGCCCUUUUGCCGCUAGCCAUGAGUCGUGGUGGAACCACAAAUUCAUUGGGCGAUUGGGAGCGCUUUUAUGAAACCCUCAGCAUUUGCUCAGCUUCGGAGUUCUUGCAAUGUACAUGUUCGUCCGUCAGCAUCCACAUGUUCAAG